AUGAUGGGAGUGGAAGAAGAAGGUGGAAGAGAGAAGGAUUACACCCAAGAUGGCACAGUGGACCUCAAUGGCAAACCAGUUUUAAGAUCAAAUACUGGAAGGUGGAGAGCUUGUUCCUUCAUUGUAGGGUACGAAAUGAUUGAAAGAAUGGCAUACUAUGGGAUAGCAUCAAAUCUAGUAUUGUAUCUAACAAAGAAGCUUCAUGAGGGCACUGUCAAAUCUUCAAAUCACGUGACCAACUGGGCUGGUGCAGUCUGGAUCAUGCCAGCUGCCGGAGCUUACAUAGCCGAUGCAUAUCUUGGCCGAUAUUGGACUUUUGUUAUAGCAUCAGCCAUUUACCUUCUGGGGAUGUGUAUGUUGACGCUAGCAGUGUCGCUACCAGGAUUGAGGCCACCAGCAUGUGCUCCAGGAGUUGCAGACCAAGAUUGCCCACAAGCAUCCUCAUUGCAAGUGGGAAUUUUCUUCGUUGCCUUGUACAUCAUUGCAGCAGGAACAGGGGGGACCAAGCCCAACAUUUCUACAAUGGGAGCAGACCAAUUUGACGAGUUUGAACCAAAAGAGAGGUCCCGAAAGCUUUCCUUCUACAAUUGGUGGGUGUUCUAUAUUCUAAUUGGAACCAUUUCAGCCCAAACUCUCUUGGUUUACAUACAAGACAGAGUUGGUUUUGGCCUUGGCUACGGGAUCCCAACCGUUGCUCUAGCCGUUUCAAUAUUCAUGUUUCUGCUAGGAACUCCUCUUUAUAGGCAUAGAUUACCCUCUGGCAGCCCUUUAACCAGAAUGGUCCAGGUACUUGUGUCUGCAGUGAGGAAGUGGAAGGUACAUGUUCCAGAUGAUUUAAAUCAGCUACAUGAGCUCAGCAUGGAAGAGUAUUAUGCAAGUAAAGGGAGAACGAGAAUUUAUCACAGUUCUUCAUUAAGAUUCCUAGACAAAGCUGCAGUGAAGACAGGCGAAACAUCACCAUGGAUGCUUUGUACUGUGACUCAAAUUGAGGAAACCAAGCAAAUGAUGAAAAUGGUUCCUAUUUUGAUCACUACGUGCAUUCCAAGCACCGUAAUAGCUCAAACCACCACACUCUUCAUCAGACAAGGCACCACACUAGACAGGAGAAUGGGACCCCAUUUUGAAAUCCCUCCAGCAUGUCUUAUAGCUUUUGUGAACAUCUUCAUGCUGAUAAGCGUUGUGAUCUAUGACCGUCUUUUCGUUCCGGCAAUCCGGCACUACACCAAGAACCCCAGAGGGAUCUCCUUGCUGCAGAGACUUGGAAUUGGACUUGUGCUACAUGUUAUCAUUAUGCUCACUGCAUGCUUUGUUGAGAGGAAGAGACUCAGUGUGGCAAGAGAAAAGAACCUUUUAGGCCAGCUUGAUAAAAUUCCUCUAACCAUUUUCAUCCUCCUCCCUCAGUUUGCUUUUACAGGAAUUGCUGACACCUUUGUUGAUGUUGCCAAGUUAGAGUUCUUCUAUGAUCAAGCACCAGAAGCCAUGAAAAGUUUGGGAACCUCAUAUUUCACAACCACCUUGAGCAUUGGAAAUUUUCUUAAUAGUUUUCUGCUUUCAACUGUCGCUGAUCUCACCCGCAAACAUGGUCACAAGAGUUGGAUUUUGGAUAAUCUAAAUGCUUCCCGUUUAGAUUAUUAUUAUGCAUUCUUGGCUCUUCUCAGCGCUAUCAAUUUCUUUUGCUUUGUGGCUGUUGCCAAAUUGUACGUCUAUAAUGUUGAUCAAACACAAAUCAACAAGGACUUGGAUAUGAACACUACUUCACCUCAAGCCAAUACUGAAAUAGGCCAAAGUACCACAACCAGAUAACUGAAGGAAUAAGGUGAGGAAACAAAGUGCGUGGUAGACUAGCAUUUGUUAUCAAUUACUUUCAUGA
Molecule: messenger RNA, 1870 nt
Organism: Vigna umbellata (rice bean)
Lineage: Eukaryota; Viridiplantae; Streptophyta; Magnoliopsida; Fabales; Fabaceae
Product: protein NRT1/ PTR FAMILY 5.2-like
Biological process (GO): transmembrane transport; dipeptide transport
Cellular component (GO): membrane
Molecular function (GO): dipeptide transmembrane transporter activity; tripeptide transmembrane transporter activity
Source: RefSeq, a predicted model, not a curated record